AGUUUAGUAUUUGAUGGCAAGACUACACCAAUUGAUAAUGCGCUUGUAGAUGCUAAAAUUAUUAAAGUUGUAAAUAUAGAAUGCGUGAGAAACAAAAGUGCUGAUUUGGUACUGGUGCUGGAUGGUUCGGGAUCAAUUGGUGAUGAGGCCUUUCAAAUGCUCCUUGACUUCGCAGUUCAUAUAGUCCGUAGGAUAAAUAUAACUGAACAUGGUAGCCGAAUGGGUAUUGUACAGUAUGCCGAGAAUCCUAAACUCGAGAUUGCUCUGAAUCAGUUCAGUCAUCCAAACCAGAUGGAGUGGGCUAUUCGGAGAAUAAAGUACCUCUCAGGUGCUACAAAUACUGGAAGUGCACUCGAAUUUAUUUUACAACAAGGUUUUAAGGGUGCAAGAGGAAAAGAUAUUCCAAAAGUAGCAAUUGUAGUGACCGAUGGUCAAUCUCAGGACAGUGUUUCAGAAGCUGCGCAACAGCUGAGAGAUGCACAUGUGAUGAUGUAUGCUGUAGGUGUUACUAAUUUGAUCAACGUUCACCAAUUACAUCAGAUAGCUGGUAAUCCAGCAAGGGUAUUUACAGUAGAAUCCUUCGAGGAAUUGAGCAAGAACCUUGCUGAUUUGCUUACUUGGGAUAUGUGUAAAACUGAAUUCAGGCCUGGCACACCUGACAUUAUUUGCGGUUCUGAUCGGAUUGGAGUUCGAGCAUCGACUAAGAAUCCCUUCGAUGGAUACGUUUUCGUGAUGGACCAUUUUCAUAAGAAGGAAUGCCGAGCUGGUCCUGAGAAAUUUCCUGAUUCUCGAAGUAUUGGCAUCACUGUCCCUUUCACAGAAUGUAAUGUACACCGAUAUCGUUCAUUAAAUCCACGAGGUAUUUUUGUUGAAAUGACUGUAGUGUUCAUGUUUCAUGCACUAUUUAUGACAAAAGUUGAUCAAAUGGUAAAAGUUCAGUGUUUCUAUAUGGAGGCUGAUAAAACCGUUUCUGUACCGCUGGAAGUGAGUAUGAUUACUACACAUUUCCGUGAAAAAGCAUACGAAAUGCCACGAUGUGAAUAUACGUUGAGACGUGGAUCACCGAAUGGACCAAUGGUAGAGUACGUACAAUUAGGUGAAAGUAUUUACCAUCGUUGGGAGUGUCUUGAUCAAACAAAUUUGUUUGGAAUGCUUGUACAUUCUUGCUACGUUGAUAAUGGUUUCGGCGAUCGAGUUGACAUUUUGGAUGAUGCUGGAUGUGGAAUUGAUUCAGUACUACUGCCAACACCAGAUUAUGAUACGACCUUACCACUUGCAACAAAAUCAUAUCACGUUUUUAAGUAUGCUGAUAGACCUGUAUUACAGUUUCAGUGCCAGAUUACACUUUGCCUCAAAUAUGAUGCAGGUUGUGUAGGAAUCACACCACCAAACUGUCCUGAAUUAGCUAGCAAUCAGAUUAAUAAUCAUAACGUUGAAUAUGAGCGUAGUCAACACAAACGAAAACACGAGCAGCAGAUCCGUUCUAUUCGAUCCCUUCUCGAGCCUACCACUUUUGAUGUUUUCACACCUCGAAUACAUAUUACUCCACAAAUACUUCAAUGUCAAAAUCCAAGUACUCAGACUUCAGUUUCUUAUAUUUUGGGGUUAGUUGUUAUUAGUAUCGUUAAUAUUACUAUACUCAUUGUUUUAAUUGCGAUUUAUCUAAGACAUAGUGCUAAUAAUGACAAAAAGAUAAAUGCAAAAAGAAAAUUCUUAUCGUGA
This is a messenger RNA of Thelazia callipaeda (thelaziosis nematode), 1722 nucleotides long. NCBI's taxonomy places the organism in Eukaryota, Metazoa, Nematoda, Chromadorea, Rhabditida, Thelaziidae. The record is from the annotation of a GenBank genome assembly.